Molecule: messenger RNA, 408 nt
Organism: Lactuca saligna
Lineage: Eukaryota; Viridiplantae; Streptophyta; Magnoliopsida; Asterales; Asteraceae
Source: the annotation of a GenBank genome assembly
AUGGAGGCUUGUGUUUGUAUCUCCAGCCUGCAUGCACCCCAACCCCCACAGCUACAAAUCUCAAACUUCGUUUCCCAACCAGGAAAACACCACCGGAGGUUGAGCCUCCGGCAAGGUUUCCGGGGGCAGAAGGGGCGUGUGGAGAGUGGUGGAGGAGAUUGGAAGAUGAGGCCAGCGAGCAAACGAAAGGAGGAGAUGAGUGAAGACAAAUGGGAUAGGGCUGUGGAGGAAAGCAAAGAAGAUGAUGAUGUAAAUGAAGAAGUGGAGUUAAUGGAGAUGGAAGCGAUCAUGGGGGAAGAUGAUGGAAAAGAACCAAUGGAUUAUAAAAGAAGAGCAGGAAUUUUCCACAAGAGUUCACAAAUGUUUCAGGCAAUCAGGGAUAAACAACAUCAACAUCAUUGUGCCUAA